GAGGGAGACACGGGCACAUUCUCAUUCUGACUGAAUCUCUUCCUCGGAGUCGGAGAACUUCCCUUGCUCUCCCCUGCAACAAUGCCGAGCACAGAUGCAGACUUCGAUCUCAGACAGUCUCCACAGUCCGCCUUCUCUAUGGGAGAUUACACAUUCGCCGAUGCCGGAAACUUGGAGCAUUGUGCUAAGUACUUGAAUCAAACGCUCGUCACAUUUGGCUUUCCCUCUUCGCUUGAUCUGUUUGCUAAUGAUCCUCAAGUGAGAACCCAGCAGAUACAUGAAAUGAAGAAAAAAGAGAAGGAGUACAUAAAGUUGCAGGAGAGGCUUAACCAAGUUCUGAUGGAGAAGAAGAAGGAAUCAAGAUCAGGAAUGGAGAUAAUGAACUUGCUUCAGAAAGAAGGGCGGCAGCGUGGGACUUGGAAUGGAAAGAAGGUGGAUGCUUAUGAGGCAAAAAAUCAAGAACUGAUGGCUGAGAAUGCUGACUUAAGAGCGUUGUUAAGGUCAAUGCAGGUAGACAUGCGUGAUUUUCUUAAUGCUCCUAAUGGAUUGCCCAAGCAAUCUUUGGCUGUGAAUGAAAGACUUGAAACUGAUGCCUCACAAUCUCCAUUUGGUGGGAAGACGGAUGUGUUCGAUCUGCCUUUUCACAUGGCUAGAGAUCAAAUAGAAGAAAGUCUCCGAACUAAGAUGGCUUCAAUAAAGGAGCGUAUGGUCCAGUUACAAGAUGCACAAAAAGGUGCGGAAGUCACUUCUGAAGCAACAGAGAGGGAGCUAGAGCUUGAAGCCCAACUUGUUGAGGCAAGGAGCAUAAUCCAGGAGCAGGCAUCCAUAAUGUCUAAACAUCUUGCCAAGGCAGAGAGACCAAGGGAAUCUAUUAUUUCAUCACCAACUGAGGGAGUAUAAAUCCAAACGGUUUCUCCAGAGAUCAAACUGAAGUUAGCUGUUAGAACGGGUCCUAAACCGGUUUAAACUUCCUUUACCCAUGCAAGCAUAUGCAUAGAGUUCAACUGGUAUGUUGUAAGAGAUCUGUAGUGUAAAUGAAAGUUGCUUCUAGUUAUGUAGUAUUAGUGUAAGUAGUAUCUAGCAAUCUUCGAUGAAUGGUAUUGUGUCCUUACAAUUGCAUUAACUCAUAUUUCGU
Rubroshorea leprosula is the source of this 1135-nucleotide messenger RNA. The record is from the annotation of a GenBank genome assembly. NCBI's taxonomy places the organism in Eukaryota, Viridiplantae, Streptophyta, Magnoliopsida, Malvales, Dipterocarpaceae.